CUCCAUUCAGGCUGGGGGGCCUCCCAUAGACGUUGGCGCUUAGCUGAUGACGAAAUGCUAACCAAUCACCUUCUACACCCGGCCCUCACCGAUCGACAAAAUCUGACAGAGUAACUUUUGUUAAAAUUAAGCUCUACGUGAUUCUCACCUCACCAGCGUCCACCUAACUAUGUACCAGGACGCGGGCGGAAGAAAGCAGCAAAGUAGUGACGUUAUUAGUACGCGCCGACUUGAGCAGGCACGGUAAAGGUCCUCGCGAAGAACUCGCACAUGUCUUUGUGACAACUUUCAAGGCACUUGAACAGGAGGUUAAGAGAACAUGAAGAGACCCAACAUUUUGUUCACGGGUACGCCUGGUGUUGGGAAAACUACCCUAGGCAAUGAGAUUGCUGCAAGAAUAGAUUUUACUUACAUUAAUGUGGGUGAUUUGGCCAAAGAAGGGCAACUAUAUGAAGGCUUUGAUGAGGAAUAUGAAUGCCCAGUUUUAGAUGAAGACAGGGUAAUUGAUGAACUGGAAGAUAAGAUGAGUCAUGGUGGUGUAAUAGUUGAUUAUCACAGCUGUGACUUCUUUCCUGAGCGUUGGUUUAAUAUAGUGUUUGUGCUUCGAACUGAAAACUCAAUCUUGUAUAACAGAUUGGAAAGCAGGGGAUACAAAGGAAAAAAGCUUCAAGACAACAUUCAGUGUGAAAUUUUUCAAACUAUUUAUGAAGAAGCCAUGUCAUCCUAUAAGGAAGAAAUUGUUCAUCAGCUGCCCAGCAACACUCCAGAAGACAUGGAGCAGAAUUUAGAUCAGAUUAUACAGUGGAUUGAACAGUGGAUGAAAGACAACAACUAACAUUUGAAUACAUAACAUUAAAAGACCAGUCAGUCAUAAAAAUAACUUUUUCAAUAGCAUUGACUGACUGAUUCUUGUAUAGUAAGCUACACUUGCUGUUUUAGUCACUGAGGAAACAGUAACAGUUACUUUUCUGGGAAAAUAAAACCAAAGACUAUUGCGGUUCAUCAGAUUUAUGUUACCCAGCUGGACUCACUGCAGAAAGUGGACAUAAAUUAUAGAUUAAGACACUAUAAAAAACCUGAAAUUCUAAUUGGGUAUCUAAUACUGACUUUGAAGGUAUAUUUGAAAAGGUGAAUAAUAAACAUAAGUGCAUUGAC
Molecule: messenger RNA, 1155 nt
Organism: Rhineura floridana
Lineage: Eukaryota; Metazoa; Chordata; Lepidosauria; Squamata; Rhineuridae
Gene: AK6
Product: adenylate kinase 6
Exons: 5
Coding region: 320-835 (171 amino acids)
Cellular component (GO): cytoplasm; nucleus
Molecular function (GO): AMP kinase activity; ATP binding; ATP hydrolysis activity
Source: RefSeq, a predicted model, not a curated record